Molecule: messenger RNA, 1625 nt
Organism: Colossoma macropomum (tambaqui)
Lineage: Eukaryota; Metazoa; Chordata; Actinopteri; Characiformes; Serrasalmidae
Gene: myoz2b
Product: myozenin 2b
Exons: 6
Coding region: 292-1056 (254 amino acids)
Cellular component (GO): Z disc; actin cytoskeleton
Molecular function (GO): telethonin binding; FATZ binding; actin binding
Source: RefSeq, a predicted model, not a curated record
AUUUUCCUGUCCUCACCAUCCCAUGGCAUUGUGAGGAGUUGGGGUGUUGAACACAGGCUAAAAUUAGUCUAUUGAUGUAAGCCAGCAUUCCAACCCUCAACAGACACAUGCACCCACCCACAGCCCCCUGUUCCACAGUGGGUUGAGUGUAGAGAGGGGGAGAAAGGAGACUUGGUCUGGAUCAAACUGCCCAGGGUGACCCUUUACCUUCCCUCAGAACUUCCAGGUGCAAGCCAAGACACAACUCCACAGCACCUCUCUACACAUUCAAACCCAUUAGGAAAAGGCACCAUGUCACGAUUCAGCACGCUUUCAGCCCGCGAGAGGAAGAUGCAGGCGGCGGCCAUUUGCCGCGAAGUCCAUGGUGGUGCUAAUGGUGACACAAUGGACCUCGGCAAAAAGCUCUCGACCCCAAAAGACAUCAUGCUGGAGGAGCUGUCUCUCCUCUCGAACCGAGGCUCCCGCCUAUUCAAGAUGCGUCAGCGCCGUUCAGAGAAAUACACCUUUGAAAGUAUUCAGAAUGAAGCCAAUGUACUUCUGAACAGUGAAGUUCAAACUAAUGCUGAAAAUGCAGAAAAUAAAUCUAAAACACCUCCAAGCACGCUUGACACCAGCAAUGCAGCCAACCCUGAGGAGAUUGCACCAGGUUAUGGUGGCCCUCUAAAGAACGUCCCACCUGAGAGAUUCAAUGCCACAGCUCUCCCCAAGUCCUACCACUCACCCUGGGAGGAGGCCAUCAUCAAUGACCCCGCGCUGGCCGAUACGCUCAAGCUCAAGAUGCCUGUGCUUGAACCCAGAGCAGAGAUGCCUGAUUACAAGAGCUUCAACAGGGUGGCCACACCAUACGGAGGCUUUGAGAAAGCCCCACGGGGAAUCACCUUCAAGAUCCCAGAGAUAGACCUGAACCCCCCAAGAUACCCCGAACUUCAAGACCCUGCGGCCAAGCGGCCCACCUUCAACCGGACCGCACAGGGCUGGAUCUCUGAUGGUGUGCCCAUCAUCCUCCCCACUGUCCCACUGGAGCCCCCCGAGAUCCCUGAAUCUGAUGACCUGUAAUUGCAACAUGGCAGCCGUAUUGUGGUAGAGGGUCUGAGCAGGGGUUGGCCCCCCAGCUGCUGCUCCAAAACCAGUUCUAUUUCCUAAUAUUGAGUAUGGGACUGAGGGAAACUGGUUUUGGAACAGUGCCAUGGGCAACCUCUACAUAGAGCAGUCUGGAGUGGGUGCCUCAUUGCUUCAAGGGCUGAUUGGUUUAACAUGAAUUGACUGCAAGAAAGUGUCAAAUCUAUCGGCAAUGUAAGUAUUGAAAGUUAGCAACGUUACUUAAUACUACUCAAUUACUACAAACUAUCACAUUGCAUUAACAGCAGCAAGUGAUAACUGAACAGGACAUUAAUAUAACAUCGCUGUCAUAUCAAAAACAUGGAACUCUCACUGUGUGAAAAUUACACGAGGAAUGGACCAGUAGAAAUGGUUCAGAAUAAAAUCUUGUUACAUUAAUGUACAUUAAAGGUAAGAUUGUUUUUUCCUCCUACUAUUGUUACCAUUUUGUCACUAGUGAUGCGUAUUUAAAUCAUAAUAAAUGUAACAAAUAUGACAGUGACAAUAUAAUAAACAUAAUAAAUAUA